AAUAAUUCUGGGAUCUCAUAUUACAGCAUUAACCCGGGUCUCAACGAUGAGGCUGGAAAUCGAGCAAUCGCUACAGGGUGAAUCUUACGCUUCCCGGGUCUGUGGCCAACGUGUGACCAAAAUGGGGGACCACAAUGGUCCCGGAUCCUCUCGACUACCGAAGGCCAAGAGCACGGUGUCGUUGUAUUGCGGUCCAGGAGCCACCCCUUCACACUGCCCCUAAUGUGCUUGGCCCCAUUGUUGAACAUGUUUGUUGCGCUUCUAUCUGCGAUUGAAAUCUUGGGUCGAUGCAUAAAGCUCUGCUGUACCUGCGCUAAGAAAGUUCUCGUGUGCAAAGAAAAUUAGCCAAAGUAGUUAGAUGCGAAACGUAAAGAUCGAUGCCGAGUCUCGGCCCUUCUCU
Acaromyces ingoldii is the source of this 400-nucleotide messenger RNA. RefSeq lists its product as hypothetical. The transcript has a single exon. Lineage: Eukaryota; Fungi; Basidiomycota; Exobasidiomycetes; Exobasidiales; Cryptobasidiaceae. The record is from RefSeq and is a predicted model, not a curated record. Bases 47 to 223 code for a protein of 58 amino acids.